CAUACUUGUUUGACGCUUACUGCACACCGUACUCCCAUGUGUUUUUGCCAGUUCUGGACCAGAGGCAUGACCAGAGAAGAUGAGUGAGAAUUUGAAAAAGAGAUUUGACUUUCCCAGCCCGCUCAUACAGGCCCAGACGGUGAGGAGUCUGGUUGCGGCUGUGCUGAAAGAGAAGGGCCAGAAUGAGAGGAUCGGCCAGUCCUCCACCCAGGGCCCAGCAAUGGAGGCCCUGUGGGAGCAGUGCUGCAGUGACUGUGCUGCUGUGCGCUCAGCCUGCUGUGACGCCGUGGUGCUCCUGGUAGAGCAGGCCCACGCCGACCUGCACUACAUACUCCACAGCGUCCUCAACCUCCUGCCCUCCGCCAGGAAUGUGCAGGGGUUGAUAAAAGUGAUAGGAAGGCUUCUCCAGGUGCAAGCGGACCAGCGAGACAAAGGAACGCCCUUCACUUGUCCCUACUCCAUCAGGAGCAGCCCCCAUCCAUACAUCAUCGUCUUGGAGAACCGUCCUGACUGCUGGCCCGUUUUGCUGCUGGAGAUUGACGACUUCAUCCAGCGGGCCGCUGACAGGGGUGAGUCUGCGUACGUGACCAUGUUGGCCCCUUUCCUGCGCUACCUGUACUGUGAGCCCCAGCGGCUGCCAGAGUACGCUCUGCUCAGACACAGCCUCCUCAGGGUCCUACUGCCCCCCCAGCCGGGGGAUCACAACCAAGAAAAGAAGAAUGACCAGGAAACUGAAGAGGACCCGGGACAGAGCCCUGUGGUAUGCCACAGCCUGGUUCGCUGUCUCUACGAGCUAGUUCCUCACAUGCAGGUGGACAGUGUGGAGGCAGUGUUGGAGCUGCGGGGCCUCGUGGAGGCCAUGAUCCCGGCUCUGGAGGUGGCCGACUGGGGGAGUGAGAGGGCCCAGCUGGCCCUGCAGCUGCUGUGUGCCUGUCAGCUAAGUCUGAAGCUUAGCGGAGACUGCAGACCACUACUCCAACUACUGCACCAGCUCCUCCCCACCCGCACAGAGGAGUUCCCUGUGGAGGACAUGAUGGUGGGCUUGGCUCUGCUCCUUCUCGAGGCCUCAGCGUCCCAGCAGACCGGGCUGCUUACACUGGCCCUAAGUCUGGCCCCCCCAGAGUGUGAGCGACCCCCCUGGGGUACCCCGGUGCUGGUGCUGCCUCUCCUGCAGGUCCUCUCCUGCUCAUCCCUCAUGGAGCCCCUGACGGACUCCCGCACACACACACGCAACCAGAGCCUGGCCCAGAGUCUCCUACAGAAUGCGCAGAGAGAGUCCUCCAAGCCUGCUGAGAAGGUGUCCCAGUUAGCCUUACCCCUCAGCCCGUGGUCCAGUGAGUUGCUGGUGGCCACCCAGGUCCUACGCCAGGUGACAGGGGACCCGGUGGCGGCUAGCGAGUGGCUCUUGGCAGUGACCUCGGACCUGCCCCUGAGCCAGCGCGUCCCGUCUCCCCUCACCCUUACCGUGGCUCACCUGGUGGUCACCGGUCAGCAAGACGUCUGCAGACUGGCCCUGAAAACCGCAGCUGCCAUCGCCCAGGCAGACCCCGCACAGGUCCCAUCCCUUCUUCAUGUUCUGCUGUUUAAGCUGGGGAAGGAGUGUGACCCAGACUUGUCCCACGCUGUGCUGUACUCACUGCCAAACUUUGGGACCCAUAAGUUGUGUCUUCCCCAGGUGCUCCACACUCUCCAGAUGCUGGGCAGCGCCCCCAAGCUGAGGGCCGUGGCACUGCGCCUCAUGACCGCUCUGUGGGAGAAACAGGACCGUGUGUACCCUGACCUCCAGAGGCUGAUCUCCCAGUUCGAGAAGUCUGUGCUCCUGGGGAAGGAGGCCCAGUGGGAACAGAUUCUAGCCAGGGCUGCCUGUGUCAGAGACAUUUGCAGAGAGAGGCCCUACCAGCAUGGAGGGGACAUGCUGGCUGCCAUCACACACACUCUGGCCCAGUGUUCCAGACCAGACCAGGCUGCCCCUGCUGCCUUGGCCCUGCAAGGUCUACACGAGCUCUGCCGCACCGAGGUGGUGGAUGUGGGCUCCACAUGGACAGCCUUGGGCCCUAAGCUGAGCUGUGACUCUAGACCUCUGGUGGUCAAGGCCAUAGCAGAGCUCCUGGCUCUGCUGCCACAGCUCACUGUCAAGACAGAGGAGUACGAGAAACUCAAAGAGCAGGUUGUCAGCUUUCUCUGGGGCUACGCUCUCAACAAGGAACCUGAGGUGGCCAGUUGUGGAUACAAGGCUCUGUCAGAGUUCUCAGAGGCAGCGCACACGCUCCUUCACCUCCCCGAGCAGGUCAGACCAGUCGCAAAACUUCCUGAAAAUGUGGAGGAGGAACAGGUAAAGGAGAAAGAUGAGGAGGAGGAGGAGGAGGAGGAAGAUUUGUCCAUUCCAGGUCCAUCCUAUGUGAAGCUCCUAGGUCUCACAUCCCUCUCAGUCCUGCCAGCAUUUGAGCUCUUCCUGACCUCACUGGUGAGGCAGGAGAUGAGCCAGAUGCCCCGUGGGGUGUACCACUCUGCCCUGAAAACGGGGAGCCUCCGGUCAGACCAGGGGAAAACGGUGGCAGGGAUCCCAGGCUUCAUGCUGAAAACCUAUGAGAAGAGCAAACAGCCUGGUCUCAAACCUGGCCUGGCAGCUGGCCUCCUUCUCUCCUUUGACUUGCCUGUCCAGACCGACCGAGAUGGACGACCAAUCAACCGCUUCCUCCUCAGCAGGGGGCGGAGCUACCAGCAGAUGUUAGCCACUCUCAUUCACGAGGUGAACAUUCAGCCAUCAGAGUGGCAUCGGGCCCUCCUCCUACCCCAGGCCUGGCGAGGGUUCAUGAGCCGAGCGUACCAUGCCGUCCUACAGGGCCGUCGGGCAGAGCUGGAGAUGCAGCAGAAGCAAGGCAAGGAGAGUCCAGAGGAGCUGCAGUACAAACAGCACUGUGCCUGGCUCUGGGUCAGGGACCAGCUGACUGAUGUUGUCAAAUCUGCAGCAAAGGACAGUCCGGUGGUGCAGGGGAACUCCAUCUUGGCUCUGAGCGGUCUGGCUUCGGUGCUGGCCAAAUACGAGAGCAACAUGCCCGCUGACACGGAGGGAGGACUUGGGGUGGGCCCUGAGAUCCUGUCCACAUCCACCUGGCUGGCCAUGGUCCUGGACACUCUCCUCAGCAUCGUCAGCAGCAGCUACAAGCCCAGAGGACAAGUCUUCCCCUGGUUCCUACACCGGUCCUACUCGGGAGAGAACACGGCCAGUGCCAUCGCCCGCUCCUGUGCCGCCCUGGCCCUGUCCCUGGUGGUGCCUGUGCUGGUUGCCUGGCACAAGGACAGCGUGCCACAGGUCCUAGCCACCCUGAGGGCGGGGCUUCCCGGCUCCCCCACCGCAGACGACUCCCAGGCCGUCCAGUUCCACUCAGGCCUGGCCCUGGGCAUGCUGCUGUCCUGCCUGCACCAGGAGAGGCUCAGUGAUGUGUCAGGUCAGAAGAUCACAGAGCUGUUGAUGAGUUCUCUAGACACUCUGGAAGCCUGCUGCUUUGACAGCAACCUGGAGUACAAUGCGGGCUGUGUGCUGGGACUAGGCCUGGUGCUGGGGGCCCUUAGUGGCAGUGGACAGACCGAACACCGGGUCCGUGUGGGCCUCACCCUGGACAAGCUGCUGGAGGCCCUACAGGGGGACAGCAGCAGUCAGGGUCGCAUGCUGCAGGAGGUGUUGGCCUACUCUGUAGCAGGUGUGGGGGUGGCAGCCUUCAGUGGAGGGGUAGUUGAUGCCCUUAAAUCAGAGGAGAUCAUGAGCACUCUCCGUAGCAUGACAGAGGAGAGCCAGCAGACUCCAGGUUUCUCAUUGGCUCUUGGCCUGGUUGUUCAUGGUCUGUCAUCCUGCGGCCACGGCAAGGCAGAGGACAUCCAACCCCGCCUUCUGGAUGCCUGGAUCAAGAUCCUACUGGCUGAGGGCUGUCCCACCAUGCAGAGGCUGGCUGCUGUCAACGGCCUGGUGGCUCUGGUGGGAUCAGAGACUGGCAUCCUUCAGCUGAAGAAUGAAUCUGAGCAGUCCUCCCAGCAGCAGAGCAGAAUGAACGAGGUCAUACGGGCCAUCACACAGAUCAUCACAUUCUCAGGGGCCAUCGGGCUGCAGUCUAACAGUGCCUGUCUGGUGGGGCACCUCCACCUGGCCCACAUGUCCACCAGCCACAGCCGCACAGCAGUGCCCCAGGACUUCAGUUACCUCCCAGAGAAGAGUGUGAUCAGGUCUGCUGUGGACUUCCUCACCGAGGCAGGAAAGAAAGGUCCAGAGUUUGCCCACCCUAGCCUGGUGAAGACAGCCCUGGCCUCCCUGGCCACAGUGGGAGGGAGUUACCAGUACCCCCCUGUCAACUGGAGCGCCAUCCUGUCCCCUCUCAUGAGGCUCAAUUUUGGUGAGGUGGUCCAACACCAAUGUAUAGAGCUGGCAUCCAACCAAGCCCAGUCUUCCCAGAGUGCAUCUCUCUUCCUGGGGGUGUGGCUGAGCCCUCCCCUGGUUCACAGUCUUAGUAUGUGGACGCGAGGUCACCUGUACGACAAUCUCUCUGUAUGGAUGAAGCACGUGUCGGAGGACAAGCUUCAGGUUUACGUGGAGACCCUGGGUCUGCAGCAGUUCCAGCAGCACGUCCGGCCCCAGCGCCUGGCCAUCUGUUUGUCCCUCCUCCGGGGCCUGGCACAGGCCAUGGCCCUCCCCAACCCGCCCAACACCGUCUGGGCCGUCCUGUGUACUACUAUAGAGAAGAUCUUCAACGUACUCCCCAACCACAUACAGGACCAAGAGGUGCACCUGUACGUGGGAGUCUCCAAAUGUCUGUCCGAGUUGGCUGACACAGAGAUCGACCGCAUCGCCCAAGUCACAGAGGAACAGAUGGAGAAGACCAGCUUCAUCCUGGCUCACCUCACCUCUCAGGGCCGAGUGCCACUCCUGGGCCUCAACGAUGUCAUCGCGGCCGUGCUCCGGGGUUGGUCCAGCCACAAGGUGGGCUGGCUCCUCCUGCAGACUUUCUACCAAUGCCGUCUGGCCGCCAGCCCCAACACAGGUGUGUCCAAACGAAUGGAGUGGCUUUUGGAGCUGAUGGGACUCAUAAGAAAUGUUGCUUACGGAGUGACCACUGUCAAGUGUGGAGACACCAGGCAGGCCACUGACUUCCUGCUCCAGGUAUUCGCUGCGGCGGUGAUCUCCUGGGGCGACCACACCAUGCCCCUCCUUCUGGGCGUUAGGACACAGUGGUUUCCAUGGCAGCAGGGGUCAGAGCCGCCCGGUCUACCUCACGCUCUCUACGGUGACGCCUUGCUGGCCGAGCAGUCAGUCUCGCUAUGCCUGUUGGGAUUGCCCCACAGCCUGAGGCAGCUAUUGGCUAAAGAGCCCUGGAGGGAACAGUCACAGAAGUUCAUAGAUUGGCUUUUCAGCAUCACUGAAGGUCCGGAAACUGGUCUGUCAGAGACUUCCAUCAACACUGCCAAAGCUGCCUUGCUGGCUCUGAAGUCCUCCACGGAUUUCAAGAAAAAAGCGGUGUGGACGCGAGCGUACGGUUGGUGACCUGGGCCAACUUCCUGCUUUCCUCUAGGCUCACAGGAAGUGACAUCACAGCCAUUCGGCCCAGCCUGACCUUCUUCAGCUUUGACGCUUCAAACACUCACUGCCUUGGUCUGCAUGUAGCAGUAUAUUGUGGGCGGUAUCCCAGGGUAGCAGCCGCAGAGGUCACUUGGGGGUUAGGGAUGGAAUUUGAGAGGGAGGAGAAAAAUAAUUCCCCCACUCUGAGGUGUCCUGCUUAAAGCUAGAAUCCUUGAUUGUUUUGGUAAAAAGCUGAGGGAUGGGCCUGAAGAAAUGUAACCGCUCUCAAAUUCAUAGACCGAGCUAUGGAUGCAAGGACUGACCAUCCAUUAUAUCAACAUUUAUAGUUUGAUCUAUGUUUUGAGGCUAUACAGUGUUUGGUUAAUUUAUUUUUUACAUUGGAGUAGAUUUUGGGUUCUGAUAAAGUACAACAAUUGAACAAAACUCAUGAGGCAAGUUACAGUCUUCAAGAAUCAAUGGGUAUAUAUAAAAUAUGGAUGAAGCAACUAAGGAAUCUAGCCUUGUGGAGAUAGUCUAGACACCCCUGUGCCUGCCCUUGUUUCAAGGUGGGGCUUUCAACAGUGGGAUGCUUUGGCCAUGAAACAAUCUAUUUUCCCCCAUGACAAGGUGUGUGUGUGUGUGUGUGUGUGUGUGUGUGUGUGUGUGUGUGUGUGUGUGUGUGUGUGUGUGUGUGUGUGUGUGUGUGUGUGUGUGUGUGUGUGUGUGUGUGUGUGUGUGUGUGUGUGUGUGUGUGUGUGUGUGUGUGUGUGUGUGUGUGUGUGUAUCAUUCCUGCCACUUGUACUGUGCAAUUGUUUACUUUACUAACAUUACUGAGAAAAAGACUUGUUGUGCAACACUGAGUUCCUCAUUAAAGCACUUGAGAUGUUAACACAAA
Messenger RNA from Oncorhynchus gorbuscha (pink salmon), 6441 nucleotides. RefSeq names its product focadhesin (gene focad). Bases 80 to 5530 code for a protein of 1816 amino acids. Gene Ontology annotation, biological process: regulation of post-transcriptional gene silencing. The transcript has 43 exons. NCBI's taxonomy places the organism in Eukaryota, Metazoa, Chordata, Actinopteri, Salmoniformes, Salmonidae. The record is from RefSeq and is a predicted model, not a curated record.